Messenger RNA from Acanthopagrus latus (yellowfin seabream), 2413 nucleotides. RefSeq names its product acyl-CoA synthetase short chain family member 1 (gene acss1). Bases 64 to 2154 code for a protein of 696 amino acids. Gene Ontology annotation, cellular component: mitochondrion. The transcript is spliced from 14 exons. Lineage: Eukaryota; Metazoa; Chordata; Actinopteri; Spariformes; Sparidae. Gene Ontology annotation, molecular function: acetyl-CoA synthetase activity; AMP binding. The record is from RefSeq and is a predicted model, not a curated record.
AGACAGAGAGAGAGAGGGAGGGAGUUGUGUGUGUGUGUCACACUUCUGGCUGACACACUCAACAUGGCUGCAGCUCAGAGCCGCAGGGGGACCGGACUCUUCUGGACCCGGCUGAGCCGCUGCAGGACCCCGGGACCGGCUCAGACCAGGACCGGAGCGGGUCCACACAGGUGUCUGUCCUCCGUGUCUGCUCCACCUCCACCGGGCACUUGGAGCUCCGAGCUGUCCCGGCUGUCCCACCGGGACCUGUACCGGCUCUCCGUCACGAAUCCGGAUCAGUUCUGGGGUUCCGCCGCCGCGGACAGACUCCGCUGGGUGGAACCGUUCAAACGGGUCCGGGACUGCGAUCUGAGCAGCGGGAAGAUCAGCUGGUUCCUGGGCGGGAAGCUGAACGUGUCCGUCAACUGUCUGGACGUCCAUGUUGAGAAACAUCCGGACCGAGCGGCUCUGAUCUGGGAGCGAGACGAGCCUGGCACCGAGGUGAAGGUCACAUACAGAGAGCUGCUGGAGACCACCUGCCGCCUGGCCAACACCCUGAAGAGCCAUGGGAUCCAGAAGGGGGACCGGGUGGCCGUCUACAUGCCGGUGUCACCUCUGGCGGUAGCGGCCAUGUUGGCGUGUGCUCGUAUCGGUGCGGUGCACACCGUGGUGUUCGCCGGCUUCAGCUCGGAGGCUCUGGCAGGGAGGAUCCAGGACGCUCAGUGUAAAGUCGUCCUCACCUGUAACGAAGCAGUCAGAGGCGGCCGGGUCGUCCCUCUCAAGUCCACUGUGGACGCAGCGGUGCGAAGCUGUCCCACCGUCCAACACGUGUUUGUCUCUCAGAGGACAGAAAACCCAACAGAGAUGGGACCGCUGGACGUCCCCCUGGAGGAGGCGAUGUCCUCCCAAUCUCCGGUCUGUCCCGCGGAGCCUCUGGACUCUGAAGAUCUGCUGUUUCUUCUCUACACGUCGGGCAGUACGGGGAAACCUAAAGGUGUUGUCCACACGCAGGCUGGAUACCUGCUGUACACCUCGCUGACUCACCAGUAUGUGUUCGACCAUCGCGACGGCGACGUGUUUGGCUGCGUGGCCGACGUCGGCUGGAUCACGGGCCACAGCUAUGUGGUGUACGGCCCGCUGAGUAACGGAGCCACCACCGUCCUGUUUGAGAGCACACCUGUGUACCCGAACCCAGGCCGGUACUGGGAGACGGUGGAGCGUCUGAGGAUCAGUCAGUUCUACGGCGCUCCGACGGCGCUGCGUCUGCUGCUGAAGUACGACGACAGCUGGGUGAAGAAGUUCGACCGCUCGUCUCUGCGGACGCUCGGCUCAGUGGGGGAGCCCAUCAACCAUGAGGCCUGGCACUGGUUCCACAGUGUGGUCGGAGAAGGACGGUGUCCUUUAGUGGACACCUGGUGGCAGACAGAGACCGGUGGCAUCUGUAUCGCCCCUCGUCCUGCGGAGGAAGACGCUCCGAUCGUCCCGGCAAUGGCAAUGAGGCCGUUCUUCGGCAUCCAGCCGGUUCUCAUGGGAGAGAAGGGGGAACCUCUGUCUGGUGGUUCUGUGACUGGAGCUCUGUGUAUCAGCCAGCCGUGGCCCGGGAUGGCUCGGAGCAUCUACGGAGACCACCAGAGAUUCAUCGAUGCAUAUUUCAAACCGUAUCCUGGUUGUUAUUUCACUGGUGACGGAGCGUACCGCUCAGAGGACGGUUACUACCAGAUCACUGGCCGGAUGGAUGAUGUCAUCAACGUCAGCGGGCAUCGUCUCGGUACGGCGGAGAUCGAGGAUGCUCUGGAUGAACAUCCAGCUGUUCCAGAAACAGCUGUGGUCGGUUUCCCACAUGACAUCAAAGGAGAAGUGCCGUUUGCCUUUGUGGUUCUGAAGGAGGAGUCUGGUCUGGACCGGGCCGCCGUCCUGAAGCAGCUCAGAGAACUCGUCACCACCAAGAUCGCCAAAUACGCCGUCCCAGAACACUUCCUGGUGGUGAAGCGACUGCCAAAGACUCGCUCCGGGAAGAUCAUGAGGAGGAUCCUCAGGAGCGUUGCCAUGGAGAAGAGCGGCGACCUCGGUGACACGUCCACUCUGGACGACUCGUCUGUUGUCAAGGAGAUCAUCGAGGCUCACGAGCAGUACAGGAAGCAGCGAGCAGAGGAGGAGAAGAAGAAGCAGCAGUAGGAGGGAGAGCCUCCUGUUGUUCACAGGCGUCACUGCCAUUUUAAAACAGCUACCCACAAUCCUCUGCUCUGCGUGUCCCUCAUAAGACUUAAUGUAAAAACUCCUUCAAAAUUUAACUUGUUCCUUCAACAUUUGUAGAAAACAUGAAGACCGAAGAGAAACUAAUAUAUUCUACUUCUUUGUCCCCAGACUCCCUUAACAAAUGUGUCAGUUUAGUGAGUUGUUGAGUUGGAGACACUUUAUAAACUCUGUGAAUCUC